Molecule: messenger RNA, 2284 nt
Organism: Pseudo-nitzschia multistriata
Lineage: Eukaryota; Bacillariophyta; Bacillariophyceae; Bacillariales; Bacillariaceae
Source: the annotation of a GenBank genome assembly
CAUACCCAAACAGGUAGGUUCAUACCCAGACAGGUACGUUCAUACUUAGAUAGGUACAUUCAUACCCAAACAGGUACGUUCAUACCCAUAGGGGUUUAUGACUACUGACUACUGACUACUGACUACUCGUACUGAAUACAGAUUACUACUAAAAACUAUGGACCCUUGCUUGAUGAGGAGAGAUACAUACGUACCGUACGAGAUUUACUAGUAUGAUUCGGUACGUACCGUCCCUUCUACGUGGAGGUACGUACUACUCGUAUUAGGAUAAUAAAAGUGUUACUUCUACUACCGUUUUUUGUUCGUUUGGUUUGAUUGAUUGAUUGGCAUCCGUGCAAAAGAAAACAAAAACACAGCGCAACACCAAACUUUGGAAUGGACGGCAACAGCAACAUCGCAAUCUAGAAGCCAAGCCGUGCCACGCCGGAUCGAAACAACGCGGCAAUGGCUUCCAAGAAAAUUCACGAGCACKAGCACGAGCAGAAACCCGGCGGUUGUUCCUCAGAACAACAGGGAGGAACGCCACCCUCGGGACCCGUGGAGAGCGAAACAGAAACAAAAACAGAAACAGAAACAGCUGUAGGAUCCAGCACCGGAACGGAACCAUCGCCACCAAAGAAACCGCAAUCUCAACCACAACCGCAACCGCAACCACAAACCCAGAAUCCCCAUCGCAAACCGAAACGAAAGCACCCCCUGAAAAUGCCGCUGCGAACCAGCCCGGCAACCAACCGGAUCAUUUGCAGGUUCCACAACUACGACGCCCGCCACGGCUGCAAAAAACACAACCACCGAACGCACCCACAGAACAGCGGCGGCGAGAAGGUUUGCGGCGGAACCCAAGUCCCCGAGAACGAUGCUGCUGCCUCCUGCCCGCUGGACCACGAAACCUGCCACGUCUGCCUGGAAACGGGGCACCCGGCCCACGAGUGCCUCCACCUCGACAACCCCUCCUCGGAGGUCUGGACCGCAUUCUGCAGGCUCACGCUCAAAAACACGCGGCCCGAAGACUAUCCCCCCCACAAAACCGUCCUGGGGGACCCCAUCGUGUGGAUCGGCGACGCCUACGGGUGCGGAUCGACCGGCACCCGAAGGACGCUCGAAGCCCCCCCCCUCGAAGGCUUCGAGGAGGGACGGGACGACCUCCUCCUCCGCUGCGGGGCCCAGAAAAAGAUCGAGGCGGCCUACCUGCUGGGCCUCCCCCUCGGAUCGGUGGUGGUCGACGCCGGGGCCCACCUCGGCGACACGGUCCUGACCCUGGCCCUCUUUGCCCGGGCCAGGGGCCGGAACGACCUCCGCUUCUGGGCGGUCGAGCCCUGCCCCGAAAAGUGCUCGUUUCUGGAGACCGCCGCGGCGGCCAACCGCCUGGGGGACGCUCUGGGGGUGGUCUGCGCCGCGCUGGGGGAGGUCCCCGGGGAGGCGGAGCCCGCACCGAACUCCAAGGACCGGGCCCUGCGGGAGGGGAGCCUCCGGUACGUCUAUCGCCGCAACAGCGGACCCGAGACCGGGGCCCGAAAAAACGAACCCGGCGGGGCUCCCUCCGCCGAUCAGGACGACAACGAGAACGACAACAAAAACGACAACGAAAACGACAACCACAACGAAUGCCCGAACCCCCCCGCACCGACCGAACCAAGCAGGAGUUCGGGCCAGGGCACCCGGGUGAUUACCCUGGAUUCCAUGUUCGACCGGCUGACACCCCUCGGCAUGCUGCACAUCGACGUCGAGGGGUGGGAGGCCAGCGUCCUCCGGGGCGGAACCCGGCUCCUGGCGUCUGCCCUCAGCGGCAACAACGACGACGACGGCGGCGACGGCGGCGAAUCUCCCCCUUCGUGCGUGGUCAUUGCCGAGGCCUGGACCGAGAAGGAGUGCCUGCGGAGGGGGGUCUCCGGGACGAAUCCCGAAGCCAGCAUCGCUCGCGUCAUGGAAGUGGAGCUGCCCGAAUACCACCUGCAGCAACAACAACAGCAACAAGAACAACAACGACACGGUGCAGAGCUACAACCGGGGUUCGAGUUCGUCCGGGCCGACGACAUUGUGGACGUGGAACGAAACCUUGUCUAUGUUCGAAAAAAGAAGGGGAUGCGUGCAAGCUAAGAUGCAGGGAUUAUUGCUAGGAACUCUUGGGCAAGCACCGCAGCCGGUUCAAUCCAUGCAUUCGACGCCCCAGCGAUCCCUCGCCGGAAUGGUUUUGUUGGAUUGUUCUAGACCGGGCCGCAGUCGGUACCGGCGCCUUCCCAACCAAAGAUGAAUGGUGGUGGCACAAGAAAUGUCGCUCGACACU